Molecule: messenger RNA, 4897 nt
Organism: Alosa alosa (allis shad)
Lineage: Eukaryota; Metazoa; Chordata; Actinopteri; Clupeiformes; Clupeidae
Gene: olfm1b
Product: olfactomedin 1b
Exons: 7
Coding region: 761-2218 (485 amino acids)
Biological process (GO): signal transduction
Source: RefSeq, a predicted model, not a curated record
AAGUGAGUUAUUCCUGGAGACCAACAGACCGCUAGCCACGGGGAGCACAGGAAAAAUGUCACCUGCGAAGGUAUAAUUAAGAGCUCGAGCCUCUGACCACGCCAAGUGCUCGACCUUCGCCGAACGGCGCGUCUGCCGUUCUCCCGGGAGCACGUAGGGGGGCAAACGCCCUGUUUGGAGUAUUUGUUAGGGCAGUGAGGCAAACUGGCGCGCGUGAGGGGGGGGUCCGACAGUGUGAUGCGCAGAUAGGGGCGGUAGUCUCCCAUGCAGACAUAACCUGACAUCACAUCGCGCGCACACCCGCUUAUAUAGACCCUGCGUGACGCUACCCUCUCACUUAUCUAUCGUAAGCUCGAGCUGUCCGUGUGCACUCUUUGCCAUCUAGUUACGGAGUGCGUGCCGCACAAGAGCAGUGACUGAGGGCGUCAACGGAAGAAAAAUUAAGAGCAGAAAGGGGUUUGAGGGUCACUCGUUUGUCGAAGAACCUUGGAAACUGAAGACUUGCUGUCAUUGUUGCCGCUCAUCUUACCUUGACUUUUUUUUAUCGCCUUUGAUAUUCGCCUCGAUCAAUCGGGAACCCCUCUAAACCCCUCUAUCUGCCGGACAGAAAUGCGAGAGGAGAGCGUACAAGAGCCGGAGAGAGUGCAGGAGAUAAUGCAUCAGGCUGCUCCAGACACCGGAGCUUAUCCCCCCUUCCCCCUGCUAGAUUGUGUGGAAUGAAGGUUUCAAGUUGGUAAAGCAUAGCGCAGAAUUAGAGAUCAUGUCGGUGCCUUUGCUGAAGAUCGGAGUGGUGCUCAGCACUAUGGCAAUGAUCACCAACUGGAUGUCCCAGACGCUGCCCUCACUAGUGGGGCUCAAUACCACCAAGCUCACCGCUGCGCAGGGAGGCUACCCGGACAGGAGUACUGGAGUGUUGCCAGCAAACCCGGAGGAGUCCUGGCAGGUAUACAGCUCGGCUCAGGACAGUGAGGGCAGGUGUGUGUGUACGGUGGUGGCUCCUCAGCAGACCAUGUGCUCCCGAGACGCUCGCACCAAGCAGCUUCGCCAGCUCCUGGAGAAGGUCCAGAACAUGACGCAGUCCAUCCAGGUCCUGGACCAGCGGACGCAGAGGGACCUGCAGUAUGUGGUGAAGAUGGAGGACCAGCUCCGAGGCCUAGAGACCAAGUUCAGACAAGUGGAGGAGAACCACAAGCAGAACAUCGCCAAGCAAUACAAGGCCAUAAAGGCGAAAAUGGCGGAGCUUAGGCCUCUGAUACCGGUGUUGGAGGAGUACAAGGCGGAUGCCAAAUUGGUUUUGCAGUUUAAGGAGGAGGUGCAGAACCUGACGGCAGUUCUGAACGAGCUGCAGCAGGAGCUGGGUGCCUAUGACUACGACGAGCUGCACACCCGAGUCAAUAACCUAGAGGAGAGGCUGCGAGCCUGCAUGCAGAAAUUAGCGUGUGGUAAGCUGACGGGUAUUAGCGAUCCCAUCACCAUUAAGACCUCCGGCUCUCGUUUCGGCUCCUGGAUGACCGACCCACUGGCUCCUGAGGGAGACACCAGAGUGUGGUACAUGGACGGCUACCACAACAACCGCUUUGUGCGUGAGUAUCGCUCCAUGGCGGACUUCAUGAUGACGGACAACUUCACGUCGCACCGGCUGCCCCAUCCGUGGUCAGGCACGGGCCAGGUGGUCUACAACGGCUCCAUCUACUUCAACAAGUUCCAGAGCCACGUCAUCAUCAAGUUUGACUUCCGCACGUCCAGCAUCAGCAAGUCGCAGCGGCUGGACAACGCCGGCUUCAGCAACUCCUACCACUAUGCUUGGGGCGGCCACUCCGACAUCGACCUGAUGGUGGACGAGGGCGGCCUGUGGGCCGUCUACGCCACCAACCAAAACGCCGGCAACAUCGUCAUCAGCAAGCUCAACCCCAUGACGCUGCAGAUCAUGCGCACGUGGAGCACCAACCACCCCAAGCGCAGCGCCGGCGAAGCCUUCAUGAUCUGCGGCACGCUCUACGUCACCAACGGCUACUCGGGUGGCACCAAGGUCUACUACGCCUUCCACACCAACUCGUCCACCUACGAGUACAUCGACAUCGCCUUCCAGAACAAGUACUCGCAUAUCUCCAUGUUGGACUAUAACCCACGCGACCGCGCCCUCUACGCCUGGAACAAUGGGCACCAGGUGCUCUACAACGUCACGCUCUUCCACGUCAUUCGCUCUGAGGAGCUGUAACCGUGGUAAUCGGGGAUGAGCAGACACACAGUUGACAGACUUUACUGGAGGAGCAACUACACACUCCUCUGGAGGGGAGGAAUGAGUACUUGGAGAAAAGUUGUGGAAUGUCAUGAACAGACUCUGAAGGAGUAUCGGGUAAUAUGUGUGUGUGUAUGUCAACGCGUGUGUGUGUGUGUGUGUGUGUGUGUGUGUGUGUGUGUGUGUGUGUGUGUGUGUGUGUGUGUGUGUGGCAUUCAGCAUUCGUGGGACGCAUGAUACAUAACUGUGGAUUAUCGUGGUAUUGACACCGUUUUCGCUGAUGACACGGGACAAAGUGAUAAAUAGACGGUUUUGCAAAAAAAAAAAGAUAGAACAUUAUAUCAUGUAUGUAAAGAGAACUAUGAAACAUCAUUUGAGCGAAGACUGAUAAAAAAAAAAAGUCAACAAACAGAUGCCAAAUAACGCUGCGCCUUUUUUCUACGACAUGAGAGUCAUUCCAUCGGCUUUGUUUCUGUUGUGACAAUCGCCUCUCCUGCGCACUCGGUGUGUGUAGCCCUGCAAUGUCAGACAACGGGACUGAGUAUGGACAUUUAGCAAAGACUGAUUGCUUCCUGUCCUUGUCUGGUUGCUAAAUGGCUCCCUCACUCACACACACACACACACACACACACACACACACACACACACACACAGACACACACACACACACACACACACACACACACACACACAGACACAGACACACACACACACACACACACACACACACACACCACCAAUACCCAGCUAAUGAAGGGGAACAAGAUCGGUGCUACACACAUACACACACACUCACAAAAUCAAAGUCACUACUUACGACCAUAGUCUGUCUACACAAAGCCGUCUAAUAGUAUGGCAUAUCAAAAUAUCUAGAGUUUAAAAAAUAAAAGAUGGUCUAUUAAAGAGUAUAAAAGAAUAUAAGAGUAUAAAAGAAUAUAAGAGAGAGUAGAGCUGGAGGCGCAGACUGUUUGUGUUCUUGUAAUGUUACACGUUAAAAAAGGGUCUUCUGACCUUAAAUGUUGGAAAAGAAAAUUAUAUUUAAAAAAAAAAACAGCUUCAUUUUUGCAUGAACAUUUUCUACCACUUGAUCUCUGCCAGUAGGAAUGCUUCUGUUGAUGUGAUGCUGUGAAUCCUAGUUAAUGGGGGCGCUGGGUUGGGGUGGGGCUUGAGCUGUGUGUUUCUGUUUUGGGGUGAGGCAGUGGAGCCUUGGGGAAAUCGGGUUUGUCUUUGGGGCUUAAAAGACUUGUGGCUUAAAUUUUGUUCAUAUCUGUUCUUUAUUUUCUGUUCUUUCCUUGUCCUCUUUGUCUUCCUCCUCUCCUCUCCUCUCCUCUUCUGAGGGCCUUUCAUCCCCUGCUUGCUCCUUCUCUUUCCUCUUGAGUUUCUUCUCUCCUGCUCUCUGUUGCUUCACCAUCAUGGCUGAGGCAGAAUGUAUGACUAGUAGAGUCUGCCCUGGUCUGCCUAACUGUCUGACUUGUCCCAGGAAGGGCACACAGGGAUGCCCUGUUCUACCAACAGACAAAACAAAGAAAUGUUUCCCAUGUCUUAAAACAAAAAUAUUUUUGUUCAUCCAUUACCCAAUCCAUACAUUGCCAAGGUCCUCCUACACUCUAGCACUGAUGCCAUUUGCUUUACCAGAUGAUCUUAACUGACACCUCCUCGGUCAGAGAGGUGAAAAUGACCAGGAAGAUUGAUUCUCCACUUGAUCUUCACAGUCAGUGACUGGUCAGAAAUGAGGGCCUUUACAGUCCGGGUUGAUGGGAUCAUUUUGAGACCUUUGUGCUCUAAAAAUUUCACCAGUCUGUCUAGCCUCUCUGGGAGGCUUGUGCUGUCUUAGGUAUGAGCUACACCAGGCGCGUAACGUCUGCUGCAACAAUUAGCUGCCACUAUAAUCAAUGGAAGUAGCUACACCAGACGUGAUAGCGGUCGCGUACGUUCGAAAAAAAUAGACCAGUCUUUUAAAAUGGAUUUUACGCGUUGUGAACGGAAUGCUUCAGUUACGCGCCUGGUGUAGCUCAUACCUUAGGGAGCUCCUUGUGAGUGGCUAUACAUGACCUUAUGUAUUACUUACGGAACGCUGCGCAUUCCCUGUUGGUGCAGUGUAGUUUCGAUCGGCCCUUUUGUGUCUUACAGCGUCUUGUGUAGCUCCAAUGAAAGGCUUCUGGAAGCUUCUGUAAUUCUCACACGAAUCUCAACUGGCUUUGAAAUGCUAUGUGCAGGUCUACAUUCGAAUUAUGAGAAUCUCAAGGGAGUUCAUUGAAGUCUUGUGUAGGCUCAAUUAGUUUUUCAGUAUUCUGAACCUCUUGCAUAUUCCUUAUGAGGGGCCUUUGCAGAUUUUCUUAUAAGUCCUACACUAUCUUGUGGAGUAGAUCUUAUACAAGGCUGUCCGUGGCCUUUUGCAGUCAGCCAUGGCCUGUGCCUGUAAGAUUCAAAUCAAUCCAGAGCUGGUCUUAUAAGGAACUGUCUGGUUCUAGUUCUGCUUCUGGCUCUGCCCUGUGAAGCCCUUUGCGAGAGUCUCCAUCGGCCUAUGUGUGUAGUCACGUACUGUAGCAGAGGGUUCCGGCUUUUCACUCUGUCUGCGCUUUUGCUGGAUGUGUGUUAUCCCUGCCAUGAGUUUACGGUUCGUAUUAUUAAUAAACUGGGGAAUACUUAAGCUGAAAA